AUGGAGCGGUGCGGAUCGGACACCGAGCGGCGACUACGCGCGAUGGAGGCGGCGUUCGAGCGCGAGCGCCAGCAGCGUGACCUGCUGGAGAAGAAGUACGCGCGUCUGAAGCGGCGCUACGUGCGUCUCGAGCGCUCGCACAGCCGCCUGCUGAUGGAGUCGCAUGGGAAGAGUAACAGUGGAGCGCACACGCCCACCUCCCAGUCCGAUGCACCAGGGAGCGCCGAGUCCACGCCGAACUCGCGGACGUCAACGUUUGCCGUGAUAGACCUCACCAGUCCACAUGCGGGGGCAAGCUCUGCAGCGAGAAGCAAUGGCGGGUCGCAGGGCAGCGUGGCUAGAGACAUAGGAAGCGUCCAGUCCGACUUUUUGCCCAGGGAUGACAUCUGCGCUGAAAGCCCGGUCUCGUCGCUGGGUUCUCCGCAAUUGUCAACGAGAGAAUCCCGCGCCAGUGAGGACCAAGAAGAGAAAGAAGAUGCCGGGGAAAGCUGGCGACGACAUGGCGACAGAAUGUACUCGACCCCAGCGUCGCGGCGGCGUCUGCACUUGGACUUCAGUCUCCCACCUGGUCUAAUGGAGUCACAUCGCUCAGUUUCAAGUCCCACGCGACGUGUGCAGCAUCAUAGACCCCACUCAGACCACUCGACCAGCUCGCACAGCUCUCCGCAAUCUGCUCAUUCCAUGACGACACACAGCGGAGAGCCUCGUACUCGCACCCGUCCGCGACUUCAACUGCACCAUCACUCGCCAGAACGAAGUGCUGCCCGCGCAUACGGAUAUGAACUAGAGCAGGAGCUGGAACCUCGAGCGCAUCGACAUGAGCGGUAUCGCUGGGCGUCGGAUCCAUCCCCGGAACGAUCCACGCCGUCACCGGUGGUAUCUUCUCCGUUGGUGCCGACAAACCGACGCACGGUUGAUUCAUCAGCUAGUCGUCCUAGAGCCCAGAGCGAUGAGGAGGCUUCACUUGCAUUGGCGCGGUAUCUGCAACAACAAGAGAAUAUUGCAGCGUAUGAAGAAUAUCAAGCCCGUCAGCAGCGUGAGUCUGCUGAACGAGAGUAUAAUCAGCGCUCAUUCAUGCCCAACAGUUCACUACUCUCACAUCUUGAGGGUCACCAGCGCCAACUUGACCCAGACAAUAUGACCUACGAAGAGCUGUUGCGACUUGGAGAGGAAGUUGGCGACGUAAAGAAAGAGAGGUGGCAGCGAAUGGCGGUUCAUGUGCUCUCGAGUCUUCCUACGCACCGCUGGAAACGAGGCCAACACGAAGACACCUGCAUUAUCUGUCAGUACAGUUUUGUUCCAGAUGAUCGAGCGAUGACAUUGCCGUGUGCCCACGUGUUCCAUGAGGACUGCGUCGGUGGCUGGAUUCGUGAAAACAACAGUUGUCCUCUGUGCAAAAGGGAAAUAUCACCGAUGUAG
Molecule: messenger RNA, 1419 nt
Organism: Phytophthora sojae
Lineage: Eukaryota; Oomycota; Peronosporomycetes; Peronosporales; Peronosporaceae
Exons: 6
Coding region: 1-1419 (472 amino acids)
Biological process (GO): negative regulation of organ growth; protein ubiquitination
Molecular function (GO): ubiquitin conjugating enzyme binding; ubiquitin-protein transferase activity
Source: RefSeq, a predicted model, not a curated record